CAGACAUCCAACACCAGGUAUUCAACAUUCGGGACCUUUUCCUCAUCUGAAUCCCCAACAACAAGAACAAAUACCACCGCACAAACAAAAUGUCUACACCCUGGUGGAUCGUCGGAGCGCUCUCCGGAGCCAGUUCGGUGGCGUUUGGUGCUUUUGGGGCUCAUGGUCUCAAAAGCCGUGGAAUUGCUCCAGAGAAGAUUGCAAGUUGGCAAACUGCUGCUCAUUAUCAGCUCAUCCACUCCGUUGCGCUCCUGAUCGCUGAACAAGCCGCCCCAAAGAAUGUAUGGGCCAAAGGACUCUUUACGGCGGGAAUAAUUGGAUUCUCGGGCUCGAUUUAUGCUUUGGUUUUGAAUAAGGAUUUGAAAUUUUUGGGACCGGUGACGCCCAUCGGCGGACUGUGCUUGAUGGGAGGUUGGUUGGCUUUGGCUUUUGGGUCGAGGGGGAGGGUGAUUUUGUCGUGAUAUGGGAGAGGAGAGAGGACAGAAGCGUACGACCCGUCGCUUUGUCCCGGAGACAGAGGACAGAGGAGAUUGCAACGACUACAGUAUGGCGAAAAUCGUAAGGUACAGGUAGGCUGCUGGUGGGCUUAUAUGAGGUGUGAAAUCGGUACAAGUCUUGCUUACUACUCCUUCCGUCUACACCUCCUUCCUCUCGGCCGCGCUUUGGCACCUUCUCUCGAUCAUCUCGUAGAUGCUGCUCAUUUUCCAGAAGAACUUCCCGUCGAGACCACCACAUCAAGCAGACUGCAGCUGACGACAUCCAUGGCUUUCGUCGCCAUAGGG
Sphaerulina musiva SO2202 is the source of this 782-nucleotide messenger RNA. RefSeq names its product DUF423-domain-containing protein. The coding region runs from base 90 to 461 and encodes 123 amino acids. NCBI's taxonomy places the organism in Eukaryota, Fungi, Ascomycota, Dothideomycetes, Mycosphaerellales, Mycosphaerellaceae. The transcript is spliced from 3 exons. The record is from RefSeq and is a predicted model, not a curated record.